AAAUAGUAUUGUCGGGUGGUUGAGGGUAUUCGCGCGUAUUCCUAGGCUUUCGGGUGCUUGCUAGUAUUUUCGCACAGUAGCCCCAUUCUUAAACAGAAGAAAAUUGUUGUUAUCAUAAGAAAAAGAUAAAAUAGUAGUCAUAAUGCACGUGAUCAAGCGAGAUGGACGGCAGGAGCGUGUCAUGUUCGACAAAAUCACCUCUCGGAUCCAGAAACUGUGCUACGGGCUCAAUGCCGAGUUUGUGGACCCUACUCAGAUCACCAUGAAGGUGAUUCAGGGCUUGUACAGCGGGGUCACCACCGUGGAGCUGGACACCCUGGCUUCUGAGAUCACCGCCACCCUCACCACUAAGCACCCGGACUAUGCCAUCCUGGCCGCCCGCAUCGCCGUCUCCAACCUGCACAAGGAGACCAAGAAAGUCUUCAGUGAGGUCAUGGAGGACCUCUACAACUACAUAAACCCCCUGAACAACCGACACUCUCCCAUGGUCUCCAAGGAGACCCUGGACAUCGUCCUGGCCAACAAAGACCGUUUGAACUCUGCCAUUAUCUUCGACCGAGACUUCUCCUACAACUUCUUCGGCUUCAAGACACUGGAGCGCUCCUACCUCCUGAAGAUCAAUGGCAAAGUUGCCGAGCGACCGCAGCACAUGCUGAUGAGGGUGGCCGUGGGCAUCCACAAGACGGACAUCGAGGCCGCCGUCGAGACCUACAACCUGCUGUCUGAGAAGUGGUUCACUCACGCCUCUCCCACACUCUUCAACGCUGGCACCAACCGCCCGCAGCUGUCCAGCUGUUUCCUGCUGGCCAUGAAGGACGACAGCAUCGAGGGCAUCUACGACACGCUGAAGCAGUGCGCCCUCAUCUCCAAAUCCGCUGGGGGCAUCGGGGUGGCCGUCAGCUGCAUCCGGGCCACCGGCAGCUACAUCGCAGGGACCAACGGAAACUCAAACGGCCUGGUGCCCAUGCUGAGGGUGUACAACAACACCGCUCGCUACGUGGACCAGGGCGGCAACAAGAGGCCCGGGGCGUUCGCCAUGUACCUGGAGCCCUGGCACUUCGACAUCUUCGAGUUCCUGGAGCUGAAGAAGAACACGGGGAAGGAGGAGCAGCGGGCUCGCGACCUCUUCUACGCCCUCUGGAUCCCCGACCUCUUCAUGAAGAGGGUGGAGAGCAACCAGGACUGGUCUCUGAUGUGCCCUAGCGACUGCCCGGGCCUGGAUGAAUGCUGGGGGGAGGAGUUUGAGAAGCUCUACACCAGGUACGAGCAGGAGGGCAAGGCCAAGCGGGUGGUGAAGGCCCAGCAGGUGUGGUACGCGGUCAUCGAAUCGCAGACGGAGACGGGCACGCCCUACAUGCUGUACAAGGACGCCUGCAACCGCAAGAGCAACCAGCAGAACCUGGGCACCAUCAAGUGCAGCAACCUGUGCACCGAGAUCGUGGAGUACACCAGCAAGGACGAGGUGGCGGUGUGCAACCUGGCCUCCGUCGCCCUCAACAUGUACGUGACCCCGGAGCGCGUCUUCGACUUCCAAAAGCUGGCCUCCGUCACCAAGGUCAUCGUCAGGAACCUCAACAAGAUCAUCGACAUCAACUACUACCCCAUCCCUGAGGCGGAGAGGUCCAAUAAGAGGCACAGGCCGAUCGGGAUCGGGGUGCAGGGCCUGGCCGACGCCUUCAUCCUCAUGCGCUUCCCCUUCGAGAGCCCGGAGGCCCAGCUGCUCAACAGCCAGAUCUUUGAGACCAUCUACUACGCCGCCCUGGAGGCCAGCUGCGACCUGGCGGCCGAGCACGGGCCCUACGAGACCUACGUGGGCUCGCCCGUCAGCAAGGGGAUCCUCCAGUACGACAUGUGGGAGAAGACCCCCACAGACCUCUGGGACUGGAGCGUGCUGAAGGAGAAGAUCGCCAAACACGGGGUGAGGAACAGCCUGCUGCUGGCCCCCAUGCCCACGGCCUCCACCGCCCAGAUCCUGGGCAACAACGAGUCCAUGGAGCCCUACACCAGCAACCUGUACACCCGCCGCGUGCUCUCCGGAGAGUUCCAGAUCGUGAACCCCCAUCUGCUGAAGGACCUGACUGAGAGGGGCCUGUGGAAUGAGGAGAUGAAGAACCAGCUCAUCUCCCAGAACGGCUCCAUACAGGGCAUUGCCGAGAUCCCCAGUGACCUGAAGGAGCUGUACAAGACCGUGUGGGAGAUCUCUCAGAAGACCAUCAUCAAGAUGGCCGCGGACCGCGGGGCCUUCAUCGACCAGAGCCAGUCCCUGAACAUCCACAUCGCCGAGCCCAACUACGGCAAGCUCACCAGCAUGCACUUCUACGGCUGGAAACAGGGCCUGAAGACGGGCAUGUACUACCUGCGGACCAAGCCGGCGGCCAACCCCAUCCAGUUCACCCUGAACAAGGAGAAGCUGAAGGAGGCGCAGCCCUCCGUCCCGCCCGUGGGCGAGGAGGUGCAGAAGGAGCGCAACAAAGCCGCCAUGGUGUGCUCCCUGGAGAAUCGGGACGAUUGCCUGAUGUGUGGUUCCUAAUGAUCGCCCACCCCCCCAUGUGUUAAUAUGUAAAUCUGUUGUAAUGCUUACACCUCUAAGGUGUGCUUCCUAAACCCCCCAUCCUCUCUGCAUUUUCAUCAGGCAGACGGGAUUUAGACUUUAAACCCCUAACCUGUCCAGCAUGCUAAGCACUGAUCUAGGAUCAGUUGUGAGGGAUGCAGAGGGGUUCUUACAAUUAAAGUCUACCUGGGAGUGCCCAGGUGAACAUUUAGCAUUUUGUAAAAUAAAAUUACUUAUAUAA
This is a messenger RNA of Anguilla rostrata (American eel), 2792 nucleotides long. RefSeq names its product ribonucleotide reductase M1 polypeptide (gene rrm1). Gene Ontology annotation, biological process: DNA replication; deoxyribonucleotide biosynthetic process. Gene Ontology annotation, molecular function: ribonucleoside-diphosphate reductase activity, thioredoxin disulfide as acceptor; ATP binding. Bases 143 to 2530 code for a protein of 795 amino acids. Gene Ontology annotation, cellular component: ribonucleoside-diphosphate reductase complex. The transcript has 19 exons. Lineage: Eukaryota; Metazoa; Chordata; Actinopteri; Anguilliformes; Anguillidae. The record is from RefSeq and is a predicted model, not a curated record.